Messenger RNA from Pecten maximus, 4842 nucleotides. RefSeq names its product protein FAM72A-like. The transcript has 4 exons. Gene Ontology annotation, cellular component: cytosol. The record is from RefSeq and is a predicted model, not a curated record. Bases 175 to 636 code for a protein of 153 amino acids. Lineage: Eukaryota; Metazoa; Mollusca; Bivalvia; Pectinida; Pectinidae.
UUCAGAUGUAAACAUACGCCACAUGUACGUGUAAGGACGCCGGUAACCCGAGCUAUCACAAAAGACGCGUGUACUCGUCAAAAAAGAGACGAAUCAAAGAGACAUUAAUAUCAGUCCGCUGGAGAGAAGUUUAUGUAAGACACGAAAAUUUACCUCUGGUCAAAUAAUCCCAUUAUGAGUGAUAACGCACAGAAAGUUGACAAUGUUGUCCCAUCCUUCAGGCGUAAACAGGUGUUUAUCCUUGACUGUGCGUACUGUGAUUCCACUAUUUGUAGACGAGCGAUGAAAGCAGUGCUUUUGGCAGAUUCUCAAACUGAACUGUUCUCAACUGAUAUUCAAGAAGAAGGGGCUGUGGAUGUGACAGAUGAGAAGUUUUAUACAGACAACUGUGACUGUCUGAUAGAACACAUGGCGUGUACAGUGUGUGGUAAUGUUGUUGGGUACCAUGUCCGAAUGCCCUGUCUCAAAUGUAUAAAGUCCUGUAACAAUGGCCAUAUGUGGAUGUUCUACAGACAUGCAAUCAUACCCCUGGAUAGACUCAAUGCACAAGGGGAGAAGGUGAUGCUUUGGGGAGACAUUCCUACUGGACACCACAACCAUGCUGCUGGGAUGCUGGAGGAUGAAUGUUGUCGCUAAGCACACAACAAUCGGAGGUCAAGAGUUGUUGCUGGGGAACCUAACCACAUGACAAUAGGAGGAUGAGUACUGUUGCUAGGAAACCUAACCACAGAACAUUUCAGAGGUGUGCUGUUGCAAGGAACCUAACCAACAGACAAAGGGAGGACAAGUGCUGUUGCUAAGGAACCUAACCAUAGGACAAUGGGUUUCUCUUCACAAUGUCACUAUGUACCACAGGAAGAAUGUUGUCUAGAUAAUCAGAGGACUAGUGAUGUCUCUAGGACCCAACAGACAAGAUGAUGUCACUAAGUAAUCAGAAGACAAAUGUUGUCUCAAGGCAACAGAAGAUGAAUGUUGCCACAAAAUAAAACUCUCCAUGUGUUGCUAAAGAUCCUCUGCGUGUUGUCACUAGAUAACCUCAGGAUUAGGAUGGUUGCUAAAAACAACUUUGGCAUAAUCUCCAGGCAUAUGCAAUGAGGAUCGAGGCUGGACACACUUAAAGAGGUGAAAAGGACUGUCUGGAUCGCCAUUCCUAUGUACAACAGGAACUAGACAUUAAGACAAAAGAAAAUCCAACAGACUGUUUCCUUGUUUCUACCAUACCUUCCUGCAAAAGAUGAUCACAUUUCGUUAAAGUUUAAUGAAAGUGCUAUUUUUGUUUUUCCACUAACAUUUUUACUCGGUCUACUGUUGUACUGAGAUUAGCUAUUUGCAGGACAGUCACUGUUCUAUUUGGAGCAAAGGACAAAAAGUGUUGACAUAACUACCCGAGUUGGAGGCUGGUCAGAUGGCACUUGCUCUUUUUUUUUCAAAUAAUAAUAGUUCUUCUAUUCAUAUUGUUAUUUAUUAUAUUUGUUAUUUCUCCCUGCAUCAAGAUCAGGCAAAACUGAGUCUGUACAAUCAUGCCUUUUUUCAAGGGAGGACAGUUGGGUCAUUUGCUGCUUGCUUGGAUACUGAUGACUACUUUGCAUCAGAAAAUGGGAUAUAUGAACAGAAUGAAUCAUAACAGGCAAAAGGGCUACUUAUUUGUAGUGUUGACUGGUCUCACCCUCAUUUAGGACACAUGUGAAUGAAUCACACCCCUAUGGUAUCCAAUACAACAUUCUCAUUACUCCUGGGGUUGCAUUCAUUUUCACUUGGCACACCUGGAUCCAUGGAGCAUGCAGAAACAAAGCCACAUUCUUAGGAAUUCUUAUAAUAUACCCACAUUAGGAGUCAUUUAUUUAAAGCAAGAUACUCCAGUAUAAUACCUGGUACAUUUUUAUGAGUGGAACAAUAUCACUAAAGGUGUUCAUACUACAUAUUUAUUUUACAGAAGGUUCUCAUUAGUAACUUGACAAGCAUUGUGUCAAUUUCUAUUGAGUAAAUCAACAUGAUGCUGGGUAUUAUGAUAAUUGUUUAUAUGUCCACAUUUCUACAGUACCCAAUGGGACAGCUCUGUAGUUUAUAUUGCUUCUCAUUCAAUUGUCUCCUAUAGAUUUAAGUUUUCUGUAUAGGCUAUACCCACUUUUGAAUUCUAGCAAUCCUGUUGUACUCGGGUGUUGGUACAGUAGUAAAAUGAUAAGAAAAUGAUACAACUUCCAUCAAACUUUAGGAACUGGAUUAAUGGGAACUGUCAUCAAAGUGUUUCUAGUCAAACCAAUCACUGCGAUGAGUAUAUAAUGACUAAUAACUAUCUGGAUAUGUAUGGGAUAGCAUACUGGUAUGGCUACUUCCUAUUUUGCUGUAUUACACUUCAAUGUUGAAUUGCCUUUCUUUGCUUCAUUGUUUUCUUUAACUUUUAAAUUAGUUUUUUUUUUCAUGAAAACUGCGAGAAAUGGGCUGAAGUGGCCAUCUGUUAAAACAAACUGAUACCUAAUUUUGUGAGAUCUUGAUGCAGAGAAAAACCUUAUUGUGUUCUGUACCGAAACUAAUACAUUUGUACAAAUGUAAUCAUUGCUUUGGCAGCUACAAACUUAAUUUGUCAUACCUUCUUAGAACUGAUUCAUGUAUUAGUAGACAUACACGAGUCUGAUUCAUGUAUUAGUAGACAUACACGAGUCUGAUUCAUGUAUUAGUAGACAUACACGAGUCUGAUUCAUGUAUUAGUAGACAUACACGAGUCUGAUUCAUGUAUUAGUAGACAUACACGAGUCUGAUUCAUGUAUUAGUAGACAUACACGAGUCUGAUUCAUGUAUUAGUAGACAUACGUGAGUCUGAUUCAUGUAUUAGUAGACAUACACGAGUCUGAUUCAUGUAUUAGUAGACAUACACGAGUCUGAUUCAUGUAUUAGUAGACAUACACGAGUCUGAUUCAUGUAUUAGUAGACAUACACGAGUCUGAUUCAUGUAUUAGUAGACAUACGUGAGUCUGAUUCAUGUAUUAGUAGACAUACACGAGUCUGAUUCAUGUAUUAGUAGACAUACGUGAGUGAAGAAUGCUGUGUUACAUUGUUUGAAGUAUAUAAUUAUUAUUUAUCUGCAUAUUUGUGAUAACAACUGGCAGUAAAUGUGUUUGGUAUACUGUAUAAUAGGAUAUGUUUGUGUGUAGUUUCUUUUGUGGUUUGGAGCUUUCAAGUUAUUUGAUGGGUACAAACUUUAGUGGUUGACCAAGGCAGUAAUAAUAUAACAAUAAUGCAUACAACAAAAUUGGUUUAUACUCUACAAACGUUCUGUUGUUGAUACAAAUCAAAUGUAAUUUGUAUUAUAUAAUGCAUACAAAAACUUGGGAUCUUGGAAAAGUUUCAUUUCCUGUGAGAUUUGACAAACAUGUUUUCACUUUAGUAAGGCUCUGCUAUUCUAAGAGAUUAAUAAAAGUAGGAGUUUGUUAAAUGUCAAUUCCGAGAUGUCAUAAUUUGUCUUCAAUGUGAUGUCAUAAUAAAAUUAAGUGUCAUUAUGCAAGUCAGACGGAACCUUCAUUCAAACAUUUUAAUGAUUAUAAACAUUUAGUUUUGUGAUACUUUGAACACAUAAUCACUACCUAGGUUUGUUUUUCAAUGAUUCCCUUGGAGGUAUGCCCCUUUGAAAUCUUCAUACAAAGAGUAACACAUCUAACUGGAUCAUUGUAUAUGAACUGUUAAGGUAUUUGUUAAGGUAUUUGUGCUCCUGAGAUUUAUUUUUCAUUCCAUUCUUUCCUGGGAAGUGAGCCCAUAUAUUUACAUCAGGGGCUGCAAUAGCUCAGUCAAUUAGAGCGCCAGCAAUGUAACUUGAGGUAAAGAUCCAAGGUGCGUGGUUCGACACUCCCUACCUGUGUCGGUUUGUAUUUCCUCGUGGCAGCCCUGUCUGUGCUGUUGUGGUUGUGUCCUUGGGUAAGACAUUUUACCCCAAUUGCUCUGGAUGGUAUGCAACAGCCUCUGUAUGUUGUUAAAUGAGGUAGUCACCAACUACUACAAGGAGACCCUGCCUCGAAAUUAUCCUGGCUAUUUACAGGGUGAUAAACCCAGCAAACAAACAAUGCCUAUAUAUACAACAUCCUGAUGUGAAGAAAGGAAUAUCAUUAAGUCUAGUUUCAUAUUAAUGAAAACUGUCUGUUUUAGUAAACAUAAUAUUUCAAAUAAGGUUCUUAUAUGUUUUGUAUUGUAGGAUUUAUCCAUGUGAUUUGUAGGGUAGCAGAAUUCAAACAUUUUUCAUGUCAUCUGUGUUUUGUUUUGUUGGAUGUUUGUGGAUUUGUGUCUUUGAAAACAAAGAGACCCUGCACUGCUGUGAUUGCUAUAUACCAUUAUUAUAUAAUACUGCUGUUAGUUUACAUAUACAACCAAGAGUUGAUGUCAAGUCUAUGGAACAAGUUCCAAUAUAUUGUUUAUUGAAAAUAAAUUAUUACUGAUAAACAAAAAAUGUUUUUCAAUGUUGAUAUUUUCAGUACUAUAAAACUUUUAUCUAACUAUAAUAAAUUUAAUUCUUACAUACAUCAACAGUUGUACAGAAACCUGUUAACACCAUAAUGCAAUGUUUCAAUGGAUUGAUUUUUAAAAUCCUAUCAAUAUAUAAAGCCAGCAUUACAUUCCAACUGAGCAUUGACAGUUCAUUAAUGCCACAAUCAAGAUGUCCAUCCAGCUGAACAAAAAAUAGUUAAUUCACACCAGAUUAUGUAGCUUAUAUCACAUACGGUAUAGAGUAAUCCUUCACAGGAUUAGUGAAAGUUCCACAGUACCUACAGUUCCCAAGGGAUGGUAUACAAUCAAUUAUCUAAGUUCAUACAUCAAUAUAUUACCAUAGUAACAAAUGUACAUGUAAACACACAUACA